CUCCAUCCAUCAGCCGCACCUUUGUCACUCUAUAUAAUGGUUUCCUCAUUUCUUUCUUCAGUAACACCUUAAGCAAAAGCAAACAUGGCCGGCCAACAUCCAGCUCAAGAUCCAGAUCCGGCCGUCAAUGCCUACGACUACCCCAAAGUUGUCCUCAACCCGGACGGCACGUUCCCAUGCCUCCUCGACGAUCCAAAGUCCCCGGCCGUGCCCGAUCCCGACCAGCCCUUUGCCGUCCGCAGCAAGGACGUCCCGCUCAACCCGACCCACGACACUUGGGCCAGAAUCUACUUGCCUCGCCUGCCAUCACCGCUCGACCAAAAACUGCCGAUCAUCGUGUAUUACCAUGGUGGCGGAUUCGUAUACUUAUCCCCCUCCUCCACGAGAAUCCACGAUUACUGCUGCCUCAUGGCGGCGAAGCUCUCCACCGUCAUCGUCUCCCCCAGCUACCGUCUCGCUCCGGAGCACCGCCUCCCCGCGGCCUAUGAUGACGCCGUGGAGGCCCUCCGCUGGGUCGGGACGGCCGAGGAGGAGUGGCUGCGUGAGCAUGUCGACUUUUCGCGGUGCUUCCUGAUGGGCACGAGCGCGGGCGGGAACAUCGCAUACCAUGUGGGCAUGCGCAUGAGCGCCGCCGCGGCCGAUCUAGAGCCGUUGGUGAUCAGAGGGCUGAUCUUGCACCACCCCUUUUUCGGUGGGUCCAAGAGGACUGAGUCCGAAGUGAGGCUGUUCAACAACCCCAUCCUGCCGGUGAACGGGACGGACCUGAUGUGGGAGCUGGCGCUGCCGGCCGGCGCAGACCGGGACCACGAGUAUUGCAAUCCAAUGGCCAGGGAUAGACCGGAGGAGUGGGAGAGGAUGAGAACGAUGGGGUGGCGAGUGGUGGUGGCGGGCGGCGGGGGAGACCCGUUGAUAGAUCGGCAGAGGGAGCUGACGGCGAAGCUGGAGGCGAAGGGCGUGCAAGUGGUGGGCCUUUUCGGCGGCGACGGCGAUUAUCACACGGUGGAGAUGAUGGAGGCGGCUAAGGCAGAGUUGUUUCUCGAGAAACUGAAAGGCAUCGUUUGAGCCGGCGGCUCGGCUAGGCCGGUGGCCGGAGACGGCAAUAUUAACGGCGGUCAAGGACGUAGUGCAUGGCGCGCGCGAUGGUUUGUCAUUUGCUUUCGUUUUCUUUCACGUUGUCUUUACGUCUUUGUUUCUUUUGGAGAUUUGUAUUCUCGCCAAUGUUAACCCUCUAUUGCUAAUCCGCGCAAUAGAGACUUAGC
Syzygium oleosum is the source of this 1259-nucleotide messenger RNA. Its product is annotated as carboxylesterase 1-like. The record is from RefSeq and is a predicted model, not a curated record. NCBI's taxonomy places the organism in Eukaryota, Viridiplantae, Streptophyta, Magnoliopsida, Myrtales, Myrtaceae. The transcript has a single exon. Bases 85 to 1062 code for a protein of 325 amino acids. Gene Ontology annotation, molecular function: hydrolase activity.